Molecule: messenger RNA, 899 nt
Organism: Cotesia glomerata
Lineage: Eukaryota; Metazoa; Arthropoda; Insecta; Hymenoptera; Braconidae
Exons: 3
Coding region: 440-856 (138 amino acids)
Source: RefSeq, a predicted model, not a curated record
GGAACUAUAAAAGAACUAAUAACUUAUACUACUAAGCUUCAAGAAUGUUCGAAAUGUUUCUGCGAAUGCUCUGAACAGCUAGCAGUCUCCAAGGCGAUACGAACUUUCAGUUUGAGGCCACACCUCGCUGAUAUUGAUAACAACAUGGUAGUGACCGGUGUAAGGUUCGAGCAAAAAGAUAUGAUGAUCCAUGUACAAAUCGAGGAAGGAAAACUGCUCCCGGCUGGUCAGAUCGAGAAGAGCUCAGUUUAUUUGAAGGAGUUGGAAGACUUCAAAUAUUUGGAAAGGUAACGAAGGAAGAUUCGUUAGACUAAAUGGGGAUGAUGAAGAAAAUUUGGAACACGGCACUGAUUAUCAAUUCAUUCGGUACCAGCAGCGUGACGUGAACCUGGACAAUGUCAACUCACUGGAGCCAGGUUACGUUGUCACCAGAUUAAAGAUGUCUCAAGAGCCAGAAAAUAGCAAGGCUAUACAAUUGGAACUCUACAUUACACCCUUCAAUUUUUCAACAGGCUUGCUCGUUCCAACCAAUGAUAAACCUUCCAAGUGGCUUACUCACAAGGACAUGCCGGGUCAUGAUCGCCCUUUUACUGAACGAAUAGAGAAAGACGUUAGCAACUUCCACAGAGGUGAUGAUUUUCACGACAAUAUUCCAGAUUCUGAAGAUUUUAGACAUGUGGUUCGUAAUCAGCAGCAAAUAUUCAGAUGUUGCACAAUCGACUGUGCCAUUUAUGGAUCGACGAAUCGUUGCAGCGUCUCCUCGAGUUCCAUUGGACGGAAUUUCUACACUCCAUCGUGGAAAAGAAGACUCGGGUGGGUUCCUUGGGUUCAAACUGCGGACAAUUGGUCUUCAUGAUUACAUAAAUCCUUAUAUGAAGCCGGAAAAUGCGCUGCUGUAU